CCUCUUCAGGACAGUUUUGGCGCAUAAUUAAACUCGAGACGUCGAACGAGAAACGAUUGAUUUCCGAGAGCAGUAAUUUUCCAGACGCUUGUGCCUGAAUGGAAAGUUUCCGAAGCCCAGCGACCUGUCAUGACAUCACCCCACGCAGAACUCAAAUGUGAAAUAUCAUAGCGACAUCAUACCUACGUUGCCGCGCCCCAUGGGCCCCACGACAAGUCCCUUGACGGCACCAAAGCCCCACGAUUCUGACCUCACUUGAUCCACAGCUGUUUAGCGGAGUAAGAAAUCACUCUAUAAUCUGUUCACAAGAGAAGCAUAAAUUCCAGCUUAUUCCCUCUAGCCUAGCUCUCUUUUCUUUCUGCAGAAAACCAAAUCCAGGAACCAUUUCUCUCUAGGCUACUAUCUCUUUCGGCUUAGCCUUAUAGCCUCCUCACUCUCCACGAAAAGAAUUUUUUUUCAAUUCUCAAUUACAUAUUAUCAUAAUGUCUGCCGAAUACCAGGGAGAGGACCCCCUCGUCAUUGCUCAGAAGGCUGAGCGCGACCUCAACUCCUACCAGGCCAAGACUGGUAAAGGCCAGCAGGGCAGCUCUGUCACCGAGUCUGGUGUUGAUGAGGUCAAGGCCUCCAAGUUCCCUGGCGCCGACGUUACCUAUGGCUCUGCUGCUUCCGGCUCCGGCGACAACCGUGAGAUUCCCGUCGAAGAGGGCGGUGAACUGAAGGGUGGCAGCACUGGUAUGCCUACCAAGGCACGCGACUUUGAGGGCCCUGGUGGUCCCGAGACCAAGCAGGCCCAGUACGAGGAGACGAACCCUGGCAACGACGAAGUCCGCGCCAAUGUCAGCAACCAGCUGUAAGCUCUGACUUUGAGGAAUCGAAUCGAAUCGAUGAUAUCCGAUGCGGGUCGCCGCGUCUCUUGCAUAUCCUAAAAAAAGUGACAUCCUGGAAAACGGAUGUCGACUUUUUAAAAAUUUGCAUUGAAAUACUUUGCGGCGGGAACGAAUUCACCCGUCGAAAAUUAUCUGCCUGUAUUUUAUGGCUUAGUCACGGCACUUUUUCUCAGCCGUUGUAUUAUUAGCUCAGGAAGCAAAAAUCACGAUUAGCUAGUU
Messenger RNA from Xylona heveae TC161, 1106 nucleotides. RefSeq lists its product as hypothetical. The record is from RefSeq and is a predicted model, not a curated record. Lineage: Eukaryota; Fungi; Ascomycota; Xylonomycetes; Xylonales; Xylonaceae. The transcript is spliced from 2 exons. Bases 483 to 854 code for a protein of 123 amino acids.